AUGUUGAUCUCAACCGAGGAAAUCCUACAUCCGGCUGCGUUGUCGGACUCAACCUCUACAAGUUGGUCUACGCUGGAGCAACCAUCCGCCUCAUGCUCGUCCACAAACCUUUCGGGCAGCCAAAUCCUCACUAUCUCCUAUGGCGACUUUGCACACACACUCUCAGUCACCACAGCGUCCUUUCCUGCUGCGCUCCAACUCCGCGAUGACUUUCUCCAUGAUCUCAAGAUCGCCGGUGGGGCCGUUCCUGUGUCCUCCUUAGUGGAGCUCUGGGCCCGCUUUAUCGGCUUUACCGUUUACCGUCUGGAACGGUCGCCUGGCGGAUUGGCAGACGACAUUCGACACCUAUUGACAAUCGCCUUGGACACCUUCGACCGCGACAUUCUUCAGCAGCGCGAGAUUCAUGGCGUCGUUCACGCUCUUGAAAUCAAGGCUGACGUCCAGUCGGUCAUUCUAGCCGCCUACGUGCGGGCCCGCCAUGCGCUUCGCCGGGUCAGUCGACCAGCCGCGCCCUCAGCGCUCCUGACCGCCGCACAGGAGCGCAAAGCACGUCUCUAUGCUGUAUUUGGAGGCCAGGGCAACGAUGAACGGUACUUUGAAGAGCUGCGUACGCUUUGGCAGACCUAUCGCCCGCUGGUCGAGGACUUUAUCCUGUCAGCGUCAAGCAUGCUGCAGCGUGAGGCCCUUGAGGAUGGUGUCAGUCGCUUCUACCACAACGGCAUGGACAUUGUCACCUGGCUUGAGCAUCCAGAUCGCGAGCCAUCGUUCAAUUACCUGAUCGGGGCGCCUAUCAGCAUGCCACUGAUCGGCCUGUUGCAGCUGGCCUGGUAUCGUGUUGUCGGCCGCAUCGUGGGCGCCACACCCGCUCAGCUUCAGACAGCGUUCGCCGGCACCACAGGACAUUCUCAGGGCAUCAUCCCCGCCACCGUGAUUGCUGUUGCGCAAUCUUGGACACAAUUUGACGCGUUAGCGCUUGACAUGCUCCGGCUACUGCUAGCCAUCGGUACCGGAAGUCAGGACCAUUUCGCCGUGGCCCAGCUACCGCCGGCCGUCGUUGCCGAUGCGGAAGCCCAUAGUGAGGGCUUUCCGGGGCCCAUGCUGAGUGUGGCAGACUGUCCAAUUCCCCAGCUGCGCACCUAUGUGGCCAAAGUUAACGAGUAUCUCCCUGCGGAUGCCCGCAUCGAAGUGACUCUCAUCAAUGGGCCCAACCACGCAGUCCUGGCCGGACCGCCACUGUCGCUGCACGGCUUCAACGUCUGGCUGCGCGGUGUGAAGGCCCCUGCUAAAGGGGUGCAACAUCGAAUUCCCUUCAGUCAACGACAGCCAGAGAUUCAAACCAGGUUCUUGCCCAUUACCACCGCCUUCCACAGCAGCUACUUGACUGACGUCGCCUCUGGUGUACUAAAGCGUGUGGGCGCUCUCACUAUUACGGGCGAUCAGCUCCGUAUCCCAGUCUUCUGCACACGAACCGGUGCUGAUCUGCGCAAGUACGCGGGCAGCAAUCUGUUCCCAGGGGCUACCCACAUCCUCGCAUUUGGUCCCGAUGGCGCAUCUGGCAUCGGAGCGUUGACCAAUAGACUCAAGGAGGGCACCGGCGUGCGUACCAUCCUCGCCACUGGCAGCUACAGCGCCAGAGCCGAGCUGGGUGAUCGAAGCGAGUUCUUUGAUUGGAACCCGGCGCCUCGGGGCCUCAUAUACGGCACUAUUUGGCGUGAUCGGUAUCGACCGCGGUUAGUGCAAAUUACCGGCGGUGACAUCCUGGUAGAUACCAAGUUUAGUCGCCUGCUAGGCUUACCCCCGGUGAUGGUGGGCGCCAUGACGCCAACCACUGCCUCCUGGGACUUCUGUGCUGCCAUUAUGCGUGCAGGCUAUCAUGUCGAGCUGGCCCUGGGCGGCUUCCACCAAGCCACCCAGCUAGAGGCAGCCAUCUAUGAGCUGCUUGACGCGAUACCGGCUGGUCGGUGGCAGAUCCCGCUGCUGGCUAAAUUGCGUGCGGCCGGCGUUCCCCUCGAGGGACUCACCAUCGGCGCCGGCGUUCCUUCUCUUGAUGUGGCUACCCGAUGUAUCAAUGAACUUGGUCUACGGCACAUGGGCUUCAAACCCGGCGCCUUGCCCGCUAUCCACCAGGUGCUCGACAUUGCCCGCGCCCACCCGACCUUCCCUAUUAUCCUGCAAUGGACAGGCGGACGAGGCGGCGGUCACCACUCUUUCGAGGACUUUCAUCAACCGAUCCUGCAGGCCUACGACGCCAUUCGUCGGUGCGAGAACGUGAUUCUCGUGGCAGGUAGUGGCUUUGGCGGAGCCGAUGACACCUUCCCAUAUAUAACGGGUGACUGGGCCCGCCAUUACAACCGGCCACUUAUGCCCUUUGAUGGUAUCCUUCUCGGUAGUCGUCUGAUGACCGCCAAGGAAGCGCACACUAGCCCCGCUGCUAAACAAGCCAUAGUGGAUGCACCGGGCCUCGAUAACGAAGCUGAUUGGGAGCAGACUUACUCAAAGCCCGCCGGCGGCAUUAUGACUGUGAUCUCAGAGAUGGGCGAACCUAUCCACAAGGUGGCUACGCGCGGCGUACGGCUGUGGGCUGAGUUUGACCGCACUAUCUUCCAGCUCGACCGUACAAAGCGCGUCGCGUACCUACAGAAAAACCGCGACUACAUGAUCCAGCGGCUGAAUGCCGACUCGGUUAAGGUCUGGUUCGGCCAGGAUGCCCAGGGCGCCGUUGUGGACCUGGAGGAAAUGACAUACACCGAGGUUCUGCGGCGCUUCGUUGCGCUUACGUAUGUAGCGAGUGAAGGCCGCUGGAUCGAUGAGUCCUAUCGCCAGUUUCUGUACGAUUUUCUGCUGCGCGUUGAGGCCCGCAUCAGCGACGAGGCCGCGAGAGGUGCAAGUAGUGAUAUUAGUCGUGAUGACCUCGCCAACCCAGAGGAAGCGCUAGACGCUAUCUUGGAGCGACUGCCACCCGCCCGGGACCAGCUUAUCGGUACCCAGGACGCGGAAUACUUCCUGCACCUGUGCCAGCGGCGAGGCUCGAAGCCUGUGCCGUUCGUACCCGUCCUUGACGAGAACUUCGAGACCUACUUCAAGAAAGACUCGCUCUGGCAGUCGGAAGACCUCGCCGCUGUGGUUGACAGUGAUGUCGGUCGGGUGUGUAUUCUACACGGCCCGGUGGCAGCGCGCUACUCGACCGAGGUGGACCAGCCAGCUCGCGAGAUUCUCGAUGGCAUUCACCAGGCGCAUAUAAACUAUCUGCAGCAGCGAGACCAGGCUUACCAGCAGGAUGGCAUUCCAAUUGUCGAUUGUUUCAGCCCAGAGCCUGCCCUAGAAACCUGGCGGCUGGAGGGGCUAGGCAUUCAUUGCGUUCCCGUUGGCAAUACGGGUGCGGUACUGUAUGAAAUGAAGCCUUCGACUGGCUCGCCCGGCGCUUCAAUCACUCCAUCUCUAACAGAGUGGCUGGCAGCCUUAGGCGGUGCGAAUGGGGGCUGGCGCCAGGCCUUUUUCCACACGGAGACGAUCGUACAAGGCCGGGCAAUUUGCGAAAACCCGCUGCGGCGGCUGUUCCAGCCCACGCGCGAGUCUUAUGUGAUGGUGCAACAGGGUCACGCGGGUCCCAAGGCAGAUCCAAUAAUCACGCUGUUCGAACAUCGGCCGCACUCCGAACCGGUAAAGGUGGUUGAGAUACGGGUGGAUGAGCCCGGCAUCAUCACGCUGGAAAUCACAAAUUACCGCAAUGCUGGCGGCGCAGCCUGCGGGCUGCAGUUGAAAUUCCAGUUCCGGCGCGAGGCCGUCUACGCUCCUAUACACGAAAUCAUGGAGGGCCGUAACGAGCGUGUCAAAAACUUCUAUUACCGGGUUUGGUUCGCGGGCGAAACCCCCGAGACAUGGCCCUCGGUACACGACACCUUCUACGAAUCGCAGUUCGAGGUAACAGCUGACUCGAUUGCUGAGUUCGCCCAUUGUGUACAGAAUGCCAGUGACGCCGCUAGCAAGCGGCGCGGCAAGCAGUUGUCGGCACCGCUAGAUUUCGGCGUCGUCAUUGGCUGGGAGGCGUUGAUGAAGCCGCUCUUCUCGUGGGAGCUCGACGUUGAUCUGUUGACGUUGGUGCAUCUCACCAACGGAUUCCGCAUCCCAGCUGAUGCCGAGCCUAUCCAGGCCGGCUACACGCUCGAGACCAAGUCGCGUAUCAAAGCCAUCACCAUUGAGGAGGCUGGUAAGAUGGUCGAGGUGCACGCGGACGUCUACCAUCAGAACAAGGUCGUGCUGGAGCUGAGCAGUCAGUUCCUCUACCGGGGCCUGCACACUGACUGGGAGAACAUGUUCCGCAAAGUUGAUGAAGAGGAGAUGGAGCUUUGCCCACGUACUCCAAUUGAGAUGGCUUUGUUGCAGUCGAAAUCAUGGUUCCAGCCCCUAGACCGAUCCCUUGACCUGCACAACCAGACCUUGGUUUUCGUGCUGCAUUCAACUUACCACUAUGCAAGCAAGGACACCUUCAAGACAGUCACUACCUUGGGCGAAGUUCGCGUGAACUCGUCGCUUCCUGGAGGCUCCCGGCUGAUUGCGACGGUAGAAUACCGCGCAGUAAUGUGCCGUGGCAAUCCUGUCAUGGACUAUCUGAAGCGCCAUGGUAGUCCUGCGCACAAGCGCGCCUUGUUCGACCAGCCCAGUCCAUUGACUAACGGAGGGGCUUCUCUGAUUCUCACCAUGCCCCAGUCGAAUGAGGCCUACGCUCACGUUUCCUGGGACUUCAACCCUAUCCACGUGUCAGCGUCACUGUCGCGGUAUGCCGAUCUACCUGGCUUGAUCACGCAUGGCAUGUACACCUCCGCGCGGGUGCGCGGUCUUGUUGAACACUACACCUGCGCCUCGGCCAUUGGCGCUUUCCGCAGCUUCCACUGUUCCUUCACCAGCAUGGUGCUCCCCGGAGACGAGAUUGAGGUCAUCUUCCAGCACAUCGGCAUGCUAGCGGGGCGCAAGAUCGUCUCGGUCGAGGCCAAGCACGUUGCUCGCGGCGAGACUGUCCUUCGGGGUGAGGCUGAAAUCGAACCCGAAGAGACGGCAUUCCUCUUCACUGGUCAAGGCAGCCAACGGGAGGGCAUGGGCAUGCAGCUCUACGCGCGAAGCAAGGCGGCUCAGCAGGUUUGGGACUAUGCCGACGCCUACUUUUCCGACAACUACGGCUUCCGCAUCACCGAAAUCGUGCGUAACGACCCCAAGGAGCUUACAGUCUACUUUGGUGGGCCCCAAGGUCGACAUAUCCGCGACAAAUAUCGUAGCAUGACUCGUGAGAGUAUCGCGGAGGAUGGUAGCGUCCAGCUGCUGCCGCUCUUUCCCCAGAUCGACGAGGAGACCGAGUUCUACACCUAUUACUCCUCUCAGGGUUUGCUCUCGGCCACACAAUUCACGCAGCCGGCCCUGACGCUCAUGGAACUGGCCAUAUUCGCUGAUCUGCAGUGGCGUGGGCUAAUUUCGGAGCGCAGCUCGUAUGCUGGCCACUCGCUGGGUGAGUAUGCCGCGCUCGGAGCAGUAGGCAAGAUCUUCAGUGUGGAGUCCCUCGUUCAGGUAGUUUUCUAUCGCGGCCUCUUAAUGCAGUAUUCUGUUCCCCGCGAUGACCGGGGGAACUCAGACUAUCGCAUGUGCGCGGUGGACCCCGGCCGCGUAACGUCCGGUUUCGGGCAUGAGGCUCUCCAGCUCGUGGUACAGACCAUCGCUACGCAGACCGGCUCCCUACUGGAGAUCGUCAAUUUCAAUGUCUUGAACUCUCAGUAUGUCUGCGCCGGACAAAUACAUGCGCUCCACUGUCUCACCGCGGUGCUCAACCACCUUCAUGCCAAUGGAUCGUUGCCAGACUCGCCGGGGCAGAUCGCUGCCCUGAUAGAGAGACAAAUCUCACAAGUCGCGCAGACGAAGCCACCCGCGGAAUUAAUCCGCGGCUGCGCUACGAUUCCCUUGCGCGGCAUCGACGUGCCUUUCCAUUCUUCGUCGCUGCUGCCCGGCGUGGCAGGGUUUAGACGCUGUCUGCUAGACCUCAUCGACAGCCAUGCGUUAGAUCUCAAAUGUUUCGUGGGCCGGUAUAUCCCGAAUCUGACGGCCCGACCGUUUGAGUUGAGCAAGGAAUAUUUCGAGCUUGUCUACAAGUUGACGGGUUCGGUGGCGCUCGAGAGCGUUCUGCGCGAGUGGGAAACAUACCUCGAUCCAACUGGUCCCGAUGGCCUGCAGAAGAUCGAGGGCAUUAUUCAAGCAAUGAAAGCCCGGAUUCUUCUCGUCCUCGUGAAGCAUCUGGUCUGGAACGGCAACCAUGCUCUCACAACGCCAUUACGCCGCUCUCCCCCCCGCGCUACGCUGGCGCCCGAAAGUCCCUAUAGUCGUCGCAACCGGCGGAGACCUAUCAUCGCCGCGCUGGGAGGUGUUAUGUGUCUUUUCCGUCGCGAGAUCAAGCUCUAUCAGCGCUACGAACUCGUGUCGCGCGUCCUGACCUGGGAUGAGAAGUGGUUGUAUAUUGUCAGCUAUUUUUUGAAGCCUAGUCGUCAGCCAGUAACGGAAAUCACGGAAGACCGCAUCCUAGCGUCGGCUGUUUCCAAGUAUGUCCUCAAGCAGGGACGACAGACGGUACAGCCGACGGAAGCCUUGCGGAAUCUGGGUCUUUUGGCGGGUGACGCUGAUACCCAGGCUGCAGCCGACAAUGCUGCUGCUGCUGCGCCCCAGCUCCUCCCUUUGCCACGCCAGGAUGUGGUCGAUGGCUCAGCUUACCUUGGGGGCGAACCUGACUCAUGGACUUGGGCCGAUGUCGAAGUGGAGCGACAGCGUGGCCUAGCGAUAGCAAAACAUAUGACGGGCUUGGAUGCUUCGCAGAAAUUGGGGGCCACGGCGGCCGUGUUGGGUUGA
Penicillium maclennaniae is the source of this 6879-nucleotide messenger RNA. Its product is annotated as Acyl transferase/acyl hydrolase/lysophospholipase. Gene Ontology annotation, cellular component: fatty acid synthase complex. The record is from RefSeq and is a predicted model, not a curated record. NCBI's taxonomy places the organism in Eukaryota, Fungi, Ascomycota, Eurotiomycetes, Eurotiales, Aspergillaceae. The coding region runs from base 1 to 6879 and encodes 2292 amino acids. Gene Ontology annotation, biological process: long-chain fatty acid biosynthetic process. The transcript is spliced from 8 exons. Gene Ontology annotation, molecular function: [acyl-carrier-protein] S-malonyltransferase activity; [acyl-carrier-protein] S-acetyltransferase activity; enoyl-[acyl-carrier-protein] reductase (NADH) activity.